AUGUCGUUUAGCUGUGGUCCCUUACCAAUUUUUAACCAUGAAUUGCAAUCGUGGAAGAUAUUUAAAACCAGAAUUAUGCAAUGGUUUAUUGCAAACGACAUAAAUGCGUCAAAUGAUGCUGCAGGAGUUAAAAGGCGAGCAAUUCUGCUCAGCGCAUUCGCCGAUGGUACGUUUAAGCUUGCCUCAGAUCUCGCUGUACCAAAUGAUCUCCAGCAAAUUCCGUUUGAGGAUAUCCUAACCAUCUUGGAUACUCAUUUCACACCGAAGCAGGUUGGAUUUAGCGAGCGCCACAAUUUUUAUGCCGCUACCCAACAGCCCACCGAGUCACCAUCGCAGUGGGCCGCUAGACUGCGCGGCCUAACCGUUCACUGCCAAUUUUUCAAUGUGGAGGAGGCACUGAGGGACCGGUUUAUUAUGGGUAUGCUGCCAGGAGUGGAAAAAGAAAAGUUAUAUACGCAGGAUAUUUCGGGUAUAACAUUAGCAAAAGCUGUUGAGCUAGCGGAGAACGUACGAAGCGCGCGGGCGAUUGCCGCCAGCGCCGCUGCCACCACUACCGUCGUCACCGAUGCCACCACGGACCAGCUAUACAAAAUUGGUCAGGAUUCGAAGUGCGCGCGUUCUCGUCAAAAGUGCGCGGUAUGCGGUUAUACGAAUAACAGUGCGUCGGAGUGUCGUUUCGCUAAUUACAGAUGUAAAAAGUGUAAUAUGAAAGGACACUUGCGUAGAAUGUGCAAAAAGGUGAAUUACGUAAAUACGAGUGAGGUGGGCGAGGACAGCGAUGACGGUAAGAUAUUUAAUAUACGAUCAGUUAGGAGCGAGCCUUUAGUAGAAACCGUUACUGUCAAUGGCAUAGAUUUAGAAUUUCAAAUCGAUAGCGGAUCGGCGGUGACUUUGAUAUCGGAAAGAACAUAUAAAUUGCAUUUCCACGAUGUACCAUUAUCGUUCACUAAAAAUAAAUUAGUGAGUUAUACCGGUGAAGUUUUAGGUUGUGCCGGCCGUGUACAGAUGUCGCUUCAGUGGCGGGGCAAAACGUGUAUGCUGGACGUUUAUGUAGUUCGUAAUGGCGGCCCGCCACUGCUCGAUAGGGAUUUUAUUGCACGUUUCGAACUUCAACUGACGCCAAUACAUUAUUGUAAGCAAAUACAGAAUGAAAUUGAAACGCUACACAUACGUUAUCCUCAGGUAUUUUCGGGAGAACUUGGGUGUUUCAGUAAAUAUGAAAUUAAGUUAACCUUGAAAGAGAACGUUAAUCCAUUGUUUUUUAAGGCGCGUCCUAUUGCUUUCGCCUUGAGGGAUAAAAUAGAUAGCGAACUAAAGAGGUUGGUCGAUCUAGGGGUACUUCGUCCGGUUAGUUAUUCUGAAUACGCAUCCCCAAUCGUACCCGUAUUAAAACGCGAUGGCUCUGUCAGAAUAUGUGCAGAUUAUUCUGUUAGCUUAAACAAUCAGUUAGUUAUAGACCAAUAUCCAUUGCCGACGGUUAAUGAACUUUUUUCUAAGUUACAUGGGGGCCAAUACUUUACUAAGCUUGACCUCUCAAUGGCGUAUAAUCAAUUUUGCCUAAAUGAAGAAUCUCAAAAGCUAACCUGUAUCAAUACCCAUCGGGGUUUAUUUUCUUAUACACGUUUAGUUUUCGGCUUAGCUAGUGCGCCGGCUAUUUUCCAGCGUGCAAUGGAAUAUGUACUAGCAGGAUUAAAUGGAGUACAUUUUUUACUGGAUGAUAUUCUGAUAACCGGCAAAGACGAUGCCGAGCACCUAGACAGGCUACACCAGGUGCUACAAAAAUUACAAGACGCGGGCUUAACGUUGCAAAAAAAUAAGUGCAGUUUUUUUAAAGACGAAAUAAGUUACCUGGGAUACGUCAUAAAUAGAAACGGUUUAAAGAAGUCACCGGAAAAGGUUAAAUCUAUAUUAGAAGCGCCAAUCCCCACAAAUGUUAACCAAUUACAAUCGUUUUUAGGCCUCGUCAAUUAUUACAGGUGUUUUGUUCCAAACGCAUCAUCUAUUUUAUUUAAUUCGGUCCAUUCCACGACGGGCUUAUCUCCCGCGCAAAUAGUUUUUGGUCGCACUAUUAAUGCAACUAGACCUUGGGAGCUAGAUAUUCUCAGCCCUGAUACCCCAGGUAGUUCAGUAUCGACACCGGCGUCAUGCGUACCUAUAUUACCGCCAGAUUUGCAAUGUCAUGACCAAGUUCGCGAGCUGGGAGAGGGGGAUGGACACGAGGACAGAAUAUUAACACCUGUGCCUGCAGCUGAGACUUCUAAUGAGAACUUGACGAAUUCUAAUGACUCUUGCCGCCAAUCACGAUCACCCUCACAUAUAACAGUAACGCAAGGAGUUCGGCGUCCAAAGUCGUCGGAUGAUGAAGAAGAGGUAUCACGGGCACAAGAGUAUCAAGCGCCAUUAAAACGAAAUCGCCCUAAGGUUGACUAUAAAAAGUUUUUUUAG
Molecule: messenger RNA, 2445 nt
Organism: Parnassius mnemosyne (clouded apollo)
Lineage: Eukaryota; Metazoa; Arthropoda; Insecta; Lepidoptera; Papilionidae
Source: the annotation of a GenBank genome assembly